AUGUUCCACCCCGUGGACUAUUUGUACUCGCGCUUGUUGAUUCACAACCAGGUCCCGGUCCUUGACGCGAACGACCACGUUCAUCGCGAAGCGGUCGGUCUCGAAGAGAUGUUCCACCCCGUGGACUAUUUGUACUCGCUCCUGUUGAUUCACAACCAGGUCCCGGAUGUUGAGCACUAA
Messenger RNA from Phytophthora nicotianae INRA-310, 180 nucleotides. RefSeq lists its product as hypothetical. Bases 1 to 180 code for a protein of 59 amino acids. The transcript has a single exon. The record is from RefSeq and is a predicted model, not a curated record. Lineage: Eukaryota; Oomycota; Peronosporomycetes; Peronosporales; Peronosporaceae.